Messenger RNA from Erinaceus europaeus (western European hedgehog), 8038 nucleotides. It is a transcript of the gene HEATR5A, whose product is annotated as HEAT repeat containing 5A. The record is from RefSeq and is a predicted model, not a curated record. The transcript has 37 exons. Gene Ontology annotation, cellular component: endocytic vesicle; Golgi apparatus; membrane. Lineage: Eukaryota; Metazoa; Chordata; Mammalia; Eulipotyphla; Erinaceidae. Gene Ontology annotation, biological process: endocytosis; intracellular protein localization; retrograde transport, endosome to Golgi. The coding region runs from base 448 to 6609 and encodes 2053 amino acids.
UCCUUUAUGGUCGUCAUCAUUCUUGCGGCGAUAGAGGAGUCAUGCCUGCCAGAGUGGGCGCUCGAUAGCUCGGCGGUCGAUUGGCCGGGCUUCAGGCCGCCUCGGAGCCGGUGGACACUGGGAGCGCUCCCCACUCGGAGCGCCCCGGCCCCGCCUGCGCGCCCCUCCCUCCCACUGCCUGGCAGCCUCCGCCUGUAGGGAGCCCCGGCGUCGCCUUGCAGCGCUGCGGAGCCGGGAACUGGAUGCGGCUGGGACUGGCGCUGCGCCGUGAGGGACCUUCGCGGGCCAGAGCUCCGGAAUCCCGUGCGCGAGGGCGGCUCCCCGCGCGAGGGGGCGGUGUUCGGGCUGCCUGUCCCUGGGGGCGACCACGCUUGGGGCCCGCACAGAAUCUUGACUGAAGUUUAAUGAGAAGAAACGUGGCCAGUGAGGAGAAAUUUACUGCAAGGAAUGGAACUAGCUCAUAAUUUAUUGCUGAAUGAAGAAGCAUACAAACAAUUAGGUGAAGUUCAGAAAGCAGAGUUUAUUUUUGAUUGGUUGAGAUACUUGGAAAAGCUAUUACUAACAACCAACAGGAGUGAUGUAAGGGAGAAACAGAAGAUUCUUGUUGAACAGCUUCUGUCAUUGUUGAACUGCUCCCCAGGGCCUCCAACCCGAAAACUCCUUGCUAAGAAUUUAGGCAUUCUUUACAGUAUUGGUGACACAUUUUCUGUUUAUGAGACAAUCGAUAAAUGCAAUGAUCUUAUUCGUAGCAAAGAUGAUUCUCCAAGUUAUCUUCCCACUAAGCUUGCUGCUGUGGUAUGUUUGGGUUCCUUAUACAAGAAGUUGGGUAGAAUACUUGGUAACACCUUUACUGAUACAGUGGGGAACAUCCUUAAAGCUAUGAAGAGUGCAGAGUCUCAAGGUCGUUAUGAGAUUAUGCUGAGUCUACAGAAUAUAUUGCAUGGAGUGGGACCUGCUGCUGCACCUUGCCACAGGGAUGUUUAUAAAGCUGCUAGAUCCUGCUUAACAGAUAGAUCCAUGGCUGUUCGUUGUGCCGCUGCAAAGUGUCUCCUUGAACUUCAGAAUGAAGCCAUCUUUAUGUGGAGUACAGACCUGGACAGUGUGGCCACACUAUGUUUUAAGUCCUUUGAGGGCUCUAAUUAUGAUGUGCGGAUUUCAGUUUCAAAGCUCUUAGGCAUAAUAUUGGCUAAAGCUCUAAUGUCUAAACAUCCAGGAGCAGCAGCCUCACGUCAAUGUAUUCGCAGAGUAUCUUUGGAGGAAAUUCUGGAAUUACUAGGAACAGGGUUUCUACGUGGGAGUUCAGGAUUUCUUCGAGCCAGUGGAGAUAUACUCAAAGGAACCAGUUCAGUCAGUAGGGAUGUUCGAGUUGGAGUUACUCAGGCUUAUGUGGUAUUUGUUUCAACACUAGGAGGAGCAUGGCUUGAGAAGAAUUUUGCUGCCUUUCUUUCUCAUAUCCUGAGUCUUAUGUCACAAUCACAUCCUAAAACCACCCAAACUCAGAUAGAUGCUGUUUGUGGUCGACGAUGUGUCUCAUUUAUCCUUCGGGCUAUUAUUGGAGGCCUUCUUGGAGAAAAAGCUCAGAUUGCUGCUGCAAAGGAUAUUUGCCAAACUAUCUGGAAAUUAAAGAAAGUUGUGGAUGUUGCCAUAGGUGAUAGCAAUUUGGAAACCCGGGCUGCCUCUGCAGAUGUAGCAGCCAGCCAGCACAUGCUGGUGUGUGCUUUACAAGAACUUGGAAAUCUCAUACACAGUCUUGGCACCACAGCUGCACCAUUACUACAGGAUACAAGUGCAGGUGCUCUUGACAGUGUCAUGUCCGUUAUUCUUCAUCCUAACAUUUCUGUUCGUCUAGCAGCAGCCUGGUGUUUACGUUGCAUUGCAAUAGCCUUGCCUUCAUACCUAACACUUCUCUUGGACCGUUGCCUUGAACGACUUAUUGUACAUAAAUCUUCACCAGAAGCCGUGAGUGGCUUUAGUUUUGCUGUGGCAGCUUUGUUGGGAGCUGUAAAGCACUGUCCUUUAGGAAUUCCUCAUGGAAAGGGCAAGAUUAUUAUGACUUUAGCAGAGGAUUUGUUGUGUUCUGCUGCUCAAAACAGUCAUCUUUCUGUUCAACGCACACAAGCUGGAUGGUUGUUGAUUGCUGCUCUGAUGACAUUAGGUCCUGCAGUUGUCAGCCACCACCUUUCUCGAGUUUUGCUGUUGUGGAGGUGUGUCUUUCCAGUGUCUCCUAAAGAUUUAGAAACUGAAAAAAGUCGAGGAGAUUCAUUCACAUGGCAAGUAACCUUGGAAGGAAGAGCUGGUGCACUUUGUGCUAUCAAGAGCUUUGUUUCCCACUGUAGUGAUCUCCUCACUGAGGAAGUCAUUCAGCGUCUUCUUCCGCCACUUCCUUGUGCUGUAGAAUUACUAACUCAACUUUCUUCAAUACUAAAAGCAUACGGAAACCCGUUGAAAAUGCCAUCAGUAGUUUAUAGACAAAGGCUUUAUGAACUGUUGAUUUUAUUGCCUCCUGAAACUUAUGAAGGAAACCUUUGUGCUAUCCUAAGAGAACUGGCUGCUGACAUAACUGCUCCUGACAUACAGGUGGCAGCAUCCUCAUUUUUACUUCCAUCCCUUUGUCAUCAGGAUGACCUUAUGCUAUUAAGUCCUUUACUACAGGAGACUGACCAUAGAUUUAUUGAAGAGCAGCUCCUGCUUGGCAAUGGUAUUGCUUGUGGAAGUCUUGAGUAUGACCCUUACUCUGUUUAUGAGCAGAAUAUAGAGGGAGACUCAGUGCCUAAGCCCUUACCUCCAACACUAUCACUUAUUGGCUCUGCAGUCAAGCUUUUUGGAAUUGCAUGUGCUCAUGUGGGAGAAGCUCAAAGGUUUCCUGUUUUGGAACAGCUUUUGCAAAGUAUAAAGCACACAAAAGGAGCUCGUCAGCAAGUAGUUCAGUUACAUGUUGUUUCUUCAGUGUCAAGUUUCUUGAAGUAUGUGGCUGGCUCCAAGGGAAAUCUUGGUCCAGAAGAAGUGAGAAGACCUGUCCUAACAUUAGUGAUGGGAGCCCUAGAAAGUUCCAAUCCCCUCUUAAGAUGUGCAGCUGCAGAGGCUUGGGCUAGAUUAGCCCAAGUGGUUGAUGAUGGAGCUUUUACUGCUGCUUUAGCUCAAGUUAGCUUUGACAAACUGAAAUCAGCAAGGGAUGUGGUUACCAGAACAGGACACUCAUUGGCUUUGGGAUCCCUACAUAGGUAUUUAAGAGGAAUAAUGUCUUCUCAACAUUUGAAUUCUUGUGUUGGAAUUCUUUAUACUUUGUCUCAGGAUAGCACUUCUCCUGAUGUGCAGACCUGGGCAUUGCAUUCUCUGUCAUUGGUAAUUGAUUCUGCUGGCCCACUCUAUUAUAUGCACGUGGAACAUACCCUUUCUCUUAUAAUAAUGCUAUUGUUAAAUGUGCCUCCUACUCAUGGUGAAGUUCACCAAAGUCUUGGUCGAUGUUUGAAUGUCCUUAUUACUACCUUGGGUCCAGAAUUACAAGGUAACAGUACUUCAGUUUCUACCUUAAGGAUUUCUUGUCUGUUGGGUUGUGCAGUGAUGCAAGAUAACCCAGAUUGCCUUGUUCAAGCUCAAGCCAUCUCUUGCCUUCAACAACUUCAUAUGUUUGCUCCGAGACAUGUCAACUUGUCUGGUCUGGUUGGCUGUCUCUGCGAGAUCUUGUUGGAUAAUUCUGUGUUGGUAAAUCUGUUUAGUCCAUAUUUGUUACUAAGAAGAGCAGUACUAGCUUGUUUACGUCAGCUUGUCCAGAGAGAAGCAGCUGAAGUUUCAGAACAUGCUGUUAAACUUGCUAAAGAUAGCAGAGAAGAGUUGGCUUUAGAUGCUAAUCUCAGAGAAAUGGGCCUUGAAGGGGCACUGUUGAUAUUACUUGACAAAGAGACAGAUCAGAGAUUAUGCCAUGAUAUCAAAGAAACUUUAAACCAUAUGCUCACAUCUAUGGCAGUGGAUAAACUCUCCUUUUGGUUGAAGCUUUGUAAAGAUGUACUUGCUACAUCCACUGAUUUUGCUGCUGUAACUUGCGUGGAUACAGUGCAAGAAGAAGAAGGAGAAAAAGGGGAUGAUGCCUCAGUUCUGACCACCGGAAAUAAUGAUAGAUUCCAUCCAUUUACCAAUCCUCGAUGGGCUACUAGAGUCUUUGCCGCUGAAUGUGUCUGUAGGAUAAUUAACCAGUGUGAAAAUACCAAUAGUGCACAUUUUGAUAUUGUUUUAGCACAAGAAAUGAAAAAGAAGGAUUCAAGAAAUGACUUUUUAGUGCUACAUCUUGCCGACUUAAUUCGCAUGGCUUUUAUGGCUGCCACAGAUCACAGUGACCAGCUCCGUCUUUCUGGCCUUGAAACACUUUUGGUUGUUAUUAAGCGAUUUGCAACUAUCCCAGAACCAGAGUUUCCAGGUCAUUUAAUUCUGGAACAGUAUCAAGCCAAUGUAGGAGCAGCACUUAGACCAGCCUUCACUUCAGAGACACCUCCUGAUGUCACUGCCAAAGCAUGUCAGGUUUGCAGCGCUUGGAUAGCAAGUGGAGUUGUAAGUGACCUUAAUGAUCUCCGAAGAGUUCAUCAGUUGCUUGUUUCAUCAUUAACAAAAAUACAGGUUGGAAAAGAAACUCUAAGUCACUUAUAUAAUGAAAGUGCUUCUACCAUGGAGAUCUUAGCUGUUCUAAAAGCCUGGGCAGAGGUCUACAUAAUUGCUAUAGAAAGACAUAAAUGCUACAAACAGCCAUUGAAGACUGCCUAUUCAGAAGACAGUGUCAGAAAUGAGUCUGAUUCGUCAGAUGGACUGCUUGAUUUAGUCAGCACAGACUUGGGCACACUGAGUAGGUUCUGGCUUGCUGCACUUCAGGAUUUUGCUCUCUUAACUUUGCCUCCAGAAUUUGCCUCCCAGCUCCCACUCGAAGGUGGUGCUUUUUAUACAGCAGAAACUAGUGAAAAUGCAAAAAUGCAUUAUUAUAAUUCCUGGGCACUUAUCCUCCAUGCCACAGCAUUAUGGCUUACAAGCACAGGCUUUGUCGUCACUGAUCCAGAUGAGGGAGCAUCUAAUCUUUCAAGGCCUGUAACACCAACUUCCAUGUGUCAAGGUUCAUCAUCUGGAACUACGGUAAAGUCACCUGAGGAUGUCUACACUGAUAGGUUCCAUCUUAUUUUAGGAAUCAGUGUGGAAUUUCUAUGUUCCUUACGCUCAGAUGCAACCAUGGAAAGCAUUACUGCUUGUUUACAUGCAUUACAGGCACUUUUAGAUGUUCCUUGGCCCAGAUCCAAAAUUGGCAGUGAUCAGGACUUGGGUAUUGAAUUAUUGAAUGUAUUACAUCGAGUUAUUUUGACCAGAGAAUCACCUUCCAUUCAAUUGGCUUCACUUGAAGUAGUAAAGCAGAUUAUCUGUGCAGCUCAAGAGCAUGUGAAGGAGAAAAGACGAAGUGCAGAAGUUGAUGAUGGAGCUGCUGAAAAAGAAACCCUACCAGAGUUUGGAGAAGGAAAGGACACAGGAGGGCUUGUGCCUGGGAAAUCUUUGGUCUUUGCGACACUGGAGUUGUGUGUAUGCAUUCUGGUCAGACAGCUUCCAGAACUGAAUCCUAAACUGACAGGUAGCCCAGAAAUGAAAGCUACAAAACCACAGAUGCUGUCAGAAGAUGGAAGUAGAUUGGUUUCAAGUGCAUUAGUUAUCCUCUCUGAACUCCCUGCAGUGUGCUCUCCUGAAGGAAGCAUCUCAGUUCUCCCAACUAUAUUGUACCUCACAAUUGGUGUCCUCAGAGAAACCGCUGUGAGGUUACCUGGGGGCCAGUUAUCUUCAACAGUUGGAGCUUCUCUACAGGCUCUGAAGGGAAUAUUAUCUUCUCCCAUGGCCCGAGCAGAAAAGAGUCAUAGUGCUUGGACUGACCUACUCCGUAGUGCUUUAGCAACCAUUCUUAACUGUUGGGAUCCAGAUGAAACUCACCAGGACCUUGAUGAAAUUAGUCUACUUACUGCCAUCACAGUCUUUAUUUUGUCUACCAGUCCAGAAGUAACCACUAUCUCAAGCCUUCAGAAUUGCUGUAUUGAGAAAUUUAAGGUUGCUCUUACAAUAAAAGAUCCUAUGGUACAAAUCAAGACCUAUCAGCUCCUGCUUUCCAUUUUUCAGUAUCCGAAUCCAGCCAUUUCCUACCCAUACAUAUACUCUUUAGUACCCUCUAUUGUGGAAAAACUACAGGAAAUAGACAAGAGAACACCAGAAGAUACUACAGAGCUUCAGAUCUUUCAAGAAGGCAUAAAGAUCUUGGAAGCACUAGUAACUGUUGUGGAAGAGCAGUAUUGCGCUCAGCUGGUGGCCAUUCUUUUGACUAUCCUCAUUUCCUUUCUUUUGGAGGAGAAUGCUCUGGGAUCAGCAACUUCAGUAAAGAGAAACUUACAUGAAUUUGCUUUGCAGCAUCUUAUGCAGAUUGGGCCUCAGUACUCAUCAGUUUUUAAAAGUGUGAUGGCUUCUUCUCCAGCCCUGAAAAUACGUCUUGAGGCUGCUAUAAAGGGCAGUCAAGAAAGUGUCCGAGUAAAGAUGCCAUCAUCUAAGCAUACUAAGAACCCUGGAAGUAAUUCAACCAUCCAAUUAAAGACAAACUUCUUCUGAUUUUUUAUUUUUAUAGUAACCACCUUAAUGAGUUGUUCCUUCUUUUUGGGACAAAAGUAACAUUAUAGACACAAGUGCACUUGGAGGUUUGAUUUAUUGAUAUCUACAGCUGUUAAUGUCAAAGUAAGACCAGGCUUAACAUUGUGGGGAGGGGGAUUCAAGUUAGUAAAGUCACAGAGAUCUGUCAGAAUUCUAGCCAGCAAUUUCGAGUGCUAACGAACUGAACAUACCAAAAAUGCCACUGCUCUAAAAAUGAAAAUAAUUUCUAGUCCAAACACAAUUCUUACUUUUUCAUUUAUGGUAUUCUUAAUUUAAUGACAGGUGUAGAUUUCACUGUAGUUUAAAUCACCUGCAUUUAUCCCAGUUGUAUCCAAAUUGCUAAUUUAAAAUUCUGCCUUAUUCAUUAACUUCUUUAAACAUGUUUAAAUUUCUCAAAGAGCAUAAGUGAUUGGUGAAAAACUAGGGUGCCUGGUUUAGGAUUAUCCACUAUAUAAUAAUACAAAUCAAUUACAGUCCUACAGUGUGGCUUAAGAUUUGGUAGCUAUAAAUGCAAAUUUUGAUCAUCUUUUAGUUUUUUUUGCACUGGGUUCAGAAAAUUGAAGUUUACACUAUAUAUAUAUGAUAUAUAUAUAUAUACACAUAUACAUCAUAUAUAUGUAUAAAAUAAAGUAUCUCCAUUUCAACCUUUCAAAUGGAUUUUCUGUUACCUUUGUUCCUAACAAAUCUGUUUCCAUUUAUGGCAAAUGUUCAUACUGAAUUUAAUAUGGACUCAUAUAUAUCAACUAUGGCUUUAUAUAAAUGUCAAGUUUAGUACAAAUUUAAUUCAUCAAUAAAUAUGUUUUUUAGCUUGAAACAUAUUUUAAUAUAGAAAAAUCUGAUGUAAAAUCAUAUUGUUGAAAAAUAUUUUUACCUAUUGGUCAUUGACUUAUACUUAGUGAUAUACUCUGAACCAAACACUAUGACAAAACAAAGCAUGUUCCUAUUAAAAAUUAAAACCAGUGAUGCAAAGUGCAAGACUAGCUAAAGGAUCCCGGUUCGAGCCCCUGGCUCCCCACCUGCAGGGGAGUCCCUUUACAGGCUGUAAAGCAGGUCUGCAGGUGUCUGUUUUUUCCUUCCUCUCUCCAUUUCUCUCUGUCCUAUCCAACAACAACGACAUCAAUAAUAACUACAACAAUAAAACAAUAAGGGCAACAAAAGGGAAUAAAUAAUAGAAAUAAAUAUAAAAAAAUAAUAAAACCAAAGUGAUAGGGUCAUAUUCAGAACUGAGAAAACACUUUGAAUCAAGUAAAAGCAAUGUGUUCUACUCUAUUUUAUUAUGUUUGUAUAUAGAUAAAUACUCUUGUAAAUUAUUGAAAAAUGAAAACAUUUGAAAAAUUCUAACACUAAGAUCAAUUUUUCUAAUUUACAUAAAUAAAGCUAAUUUUCUUAA